This is a messenger RNA of Entamoeba invadens IP1, 1383 nucleotides long. RefSeq names its product phosphatase, putative. The transcript has a single exon. Gene Ontology annotation, molecular function: phosphatidylinositol-3,4,5-trisphosphate 3-phosphatase activity. Gene Ontology annotation, biological process: dephosphorylation. The record is from RefSeq and is a predicted model, not a curated record. Lineage: Eukaryota; Evosea; Mastigamoebida; Endamoebidae. Gene Ontology annotation, cellular component: cytosol. The coding region runs from base 1 to 1383 and encodes 460 amino acids.
AUGUUACGUAAAUUAGUUGCGGAGGACAAGUAUCUAACGACAGUGAAUGGGAAGACUUUUGACUUGACAUACAUACUUCCGAAUUUAGUUGCUAUGGGUAUCCCUGCUACGGGGAUCACUUCACAAUGGAGAAAUUCAAGGGAUGAAAUAGCAAAGUAUCUCAAUACACACCACCCAAGUCACUACAUGAUUUGGAAUUUAACGGAAACUUCGUACGACGCGACUGGAUUUUUCGAUCGAGUCAGACAUGUUGGGUUUCUUGAUCACCAUCCACCUCGCUUUAACAACUUGCUUAAAAUUGUCUCUGACAUUGUUUCCUUCUUAAAAAGUGACACAUCCAACGUUGCUUGUGUUCAUUGUCGAGCGGGUCGUGGUCGGACUGGUUUGGUUUGUUCGUGUGUUGUUAUGGCGUUAGGGUUAUACAGUAACGCCACUGAAGCGCUGGAGUUCUUUGCGAAGAAGCGCUCGAAGAUAUCGAAAGGGUCGACAUCCCCGCCUCAGAUUAGGUAUUCGUUCUACUUCUCUUAUAUCCUUCAAGUUCUCAGAGAGACUCAAAGUGAGGGAGAGAUAGAGGUACAUACUCCAUUAGUACCUAUUCCUGAUUUUAAAGUACUUUUGAAAUCAGUUCUUAUCACGGGGUUCUCACCUGUCAUAUCUCUGACGGAUUUUUCUGAUUAUAUUAAACCGGUAUUAUACUUUGCUCCACUCUCACAAACAGAUCCAAAAAUAUUGCUCAGUAGAUUCCCACAAGUUUGCACAAAAAUACAAAAAGGGAUGUACUCAAUCACUUUUGAUGAAAGACAAAUAGUUAAUGAUACUAUUGUGGUGGUGGCGGCCGCGACUAAACAAAGCGUCAUCGUUUUGGGAAAAAUUGUGAUGAAUGCAUUUUUCAUUGAUGAAGGGAAACACUAUCUCAUGCAGAUUGACAAAAUGAUGGAUCCGACAGAAGGAUCAAAUUUAAAUAAAUACGCACUUCCUCCUGAUUUUUCGUUGAAAUUCACGUUCAGAAGAUUUGACGGAAACGAAAAGGAAAGUGUUGAAAAACAUAAGGAAAUUGUCAAAAAAGUCAGAGAGACGCCACUCGACGAAAUGGAAAAUAACUCCCCACCACCACUCCCUUCUAAAAAUCAACAGCCCAAGGUCGAGCUUUUUAAUUUUGACGAACUUAAAAUCGAACCAUUACAACAAAUUGUGGACGAAAAACAAAAUGAAGAAAAAAACGAAAAUAUCGAAAGUGAUAAAUGCCAGAACGGUGAACCGAAAAAAGAACCACCUCCAAUCCCAAAACGAAGAGACUCUGCUCACGAAAGUCAAACUCCUUUCGUCGACAAGAAUUUUCAAGUUGAAAAUCCAAAUACUGGAAAUCAAUUUUCAUUUCUUUAA